AUGUCUUCAAAACCAAAUACAGAAUCACGUGAACAUCUGGAGCAGCGCAAGACCCUUAUCACACUCCACAAUGAUAUCGAGGCUCUUGAGAUUCACGUACUUGACCCAUCCCAACUCGAUCAAUUCAACAUCCAGCGCGAACACAUGAGUCUUGAUCGAGAUUUAGACUCCAACCCGCGCUUCUUUACACAAAAUACCAACAUUCCAGAACCUGAUGACGAAGUGCUUGAUGAAACAGUGGAUAUUCUACAUAACAAAGACUUUUUUACCGACCCAUUCUCUCGUGCUUAUGCACUUCAGACCCAAUGGGGAGCUUAUACCUUUUCUUCACACUGGAUUAGCAGCAAAACACCGUGGCGAUCAAUGAGUGUUAGCGAUUACCGCCCUUUCAGGUCUUUGUACAAGUACGAUGAACCCAGCUUUGGCGUUGUUGACAUCAUGGACGUUGCCGGAGCAGAAUACCCUCAUAUAACAGCAGCCACAUACAUCAGUUUACACGAGCGGGACAGCAGCUCACUGUCUCGUGGAGAGCUAUUGAUUAUUCUCCGCAUAAUGUUGGCCCAGUUGAGAAAGGCGCGGUUACUUCAUCAUACUCUCGCACCGAUUUUGAUUCUCGCAUUUGUGGGGAACCGUGCACGUAUGCUGGAGUCCUAUUUCGAUGGCAAAAGUCUUCUUGUGCGCUCUUCUGAUUUCUACGAGUUCUCUGACCGGAAGUCCGCGUCGGUAUCUCUCAAGACCUUAACAGAAUGGUAUCUUGGUGACCCAACGGGAAAGACGGUCUAG
Molecule: messenger RNA, 783 nt
Organism: Penicillium griseofulvum
Lineage: Eukaryota; Fungi; Ascomycota; Eurotiomycetes; Eurotiales; Aspergillaceae
Exons: 3
Coding region: 1-783 (260 amino acids)
Source: RefSeq, a predicted model, not a curated record